AUUAAAUCAGAAUAUUAUCUUGAGCUAAUACGUUAUAAAAUAAAAUAUUCCAGAAACUAAUUUGUUUCGCUUAUAAUUUAUAGAUUCUUGGAUUUAACAGUUUUAUAUUUAAAGUAAAUUCCCUGCAUUAAUGAACGCUGAUGAAAGCAUAUUGAGAAUCCGACUUCCAAUUAAGAAGAUUCGUGACGACCAAGACGAUAUGCCUGUUGAAUGUUACCCGACAACCCUUGUGGACUUCUCCCGAAUACGUUGUCAGCCAUCGCCAAACUACAUGACAAUUCAGAGGCUAAGUACCGGCUUUGCCGCCAUGGAAAUGUCUUCCGACGACGAUACCUGUGACCUCUGUGACUUUGACCUUACAAAUAAGUCGGUUUUCGAGCAGAAUAAUGAUGGCGAUGGUAUUUUGCACGUUGCAAUCAUACAACAAGAUGUGGAUCUUGCUUGGUAUCUUAUUAGUCAUUGUCUACUUUCAGAUUCACUUAAUAUGCCUAAUUAUCUUUUUCAAACACCAUUGCACCUUGCGGUUAUCACAAACCAAUCAAUUAUUGUAAGAGGUUUAGUUUGCGCAUGUGCAGAUCUAAAGCCACGUGACAGAAAUGGCGACACGCCAUUACAUAUUGCGUGCAAAUAUGGUUACCUCGAUUGCGUAAAAGAGCUUUUAAGCCCUCACAGUUUACCCCAUGGAUGUCAAGAUCUCUCCAUAAGAAACUAUGAAGGAUUGACGUCCUUGCACAUCGCAGCUAUAAACAAUCAUAUGACAAUCGUAAAAAUGCUACUGGAAUCCGGAUGUGAUGUAAAUGUAACUGAUGGCAAAACAGGAAGAACUGUUCUGCAUAACGCAAGCCUAUGUGGUAAUGUAUCUCUCGUACGCCUUCUGCUCGGAGUCAAAGACUGUAAUAUUAAUGCCCAGGCGUAUGACUCUCGGACGCCAUUUGACCUUGCCUAUUCUAGAGGUGGCGAAGAGGUAAUUACGACGCUUGCAGCCAACGGGGCACGAUUCGGCACGGACUGUUUGGACGAUGAAUUAUGUUAAAAUAUGAAUUCGCUUAGACAAUUUUGGUUGUUGUUUUAAAGUUUUCCAAGUCUUAGUAGGUCGUUUACCUCAAUACAAUUAUAUGUUAUAUAUUUCAUUCUUGUUUGUUGAUAAAUUAUCCGUUUUGACUGUAGUUAUCUUGUUAUGAGCACUUGUCCAUUCAUGCAUUUAAAAAUAUUUUAAUAUUAUUCUUGUGUAUGUAUUUUUCGCAAAUGGAUAUUUUUCUUCUAGAACUUUAAGUAAUUGCUUUUAAAAACAAUAUUUUAUGAAACAUCACUUUGCAUACGUGCUUUUAUAUAUUCGUACGUAAUAAAAAAUCAUUUAUGUCAAUAAACAUUCUGACAUGUUCUAUUAUGUUUCCAGACGCCAUAGGUUAUAGGUGUAUUUUGAAAAUACAAUUUUCAAAUGAAAUAAAAUAAAAUUUUAUAAACAUUUUAAAUGCUUUCUGAAAAUGGUUGUGUUUACGUUUUAAUGUAUUGAUUUAUAAUUUAUAAGCGAUUGGUGUUGUUGAUAAUUAUUAUUUUUGAAUUAAAUUAUUGACAAAAAGAGUAUUGCAUUUGUGGUUUUCUACAUGCCAAAUAACGUUUAUCGAGAGCAUAUGCAUAUAAGUUGCAUAAUCAAACACGUACACAGUUGUUUUUUUCGAAUAAUGUUUUCGUUAUGGCGAGCAAUAAAUACGAUGCCGGUUUAAGCAGGAAGUUCUUUAUUACAUUACUAUUAGAAUAUGAUAGGGAUGUUUGCAGUCUACUGUUGUUGUUUUUUCAAAUCGGACGAAUCGGGACCGUCGAUUUAGACAGGAAUUUGGGGUUUAAGGUUUUGAAUAUGAUAUUAUCUACGAUUAUUGAUAAUGUGCUCCAAUACGCAAUCGACGCUUGUUUGUUUA
Dreissena polymorpha is the source of this 1916-nucleotide messenger RNA. RefSeq names its product B-cell lymphoma 3 protein homolog. The record is from RefSeq and is a predicted model, not a curated record. Gene Ontology annotation, molecular function: protein binding. The transcript is spliced from 2 exons. NCBI's taxonomy places the organism in Eukaryota, Metazoa, Mollusca, Bivalvia, Myida, Dreissenidae. The coding region runs from base 131 to 1033 and encodes 300 amino acids.